CCCCCUCCCCCUCCCCAGUGUCGCGAGUUGGCGCCGCUGCCACCCCCCGCUCCGAGCUCUCGGCCCCUCGGCCGGGCGGUACCGAGUCCUCCCGGCGUCCCCUCCUCUCCUCCCUCCGGCCACCCCUUCCCUGCGGGACUGCCACCCCCACCUUCGCUCCAGCCCUUUUCUCUCCCCGCCGGGUCGCGGCGGCCGCAGCAGCAGCAGGAGGAGGAGGAGCCGGAGCCGGGAGGCGGCGGUGGCCGGGGAGCCCAUGGCGUACAGUCAGGGAGGCGGCAAGAAGAAAGUCUGCUACUACUAUGAUGGUGAUAUUGGAAAUUAUUAUUAUGGACAGGGUCAUCCCAUGAAACCUCAUAGAAUCCGCAUGACCCAUAACUUGCUGCUAAAUUAUGGCUUAUAUAGAAAAAUGGAAAUAUAUAGGCCCCAUAAAGCCACUGCUGAAGAAAUGACAAAAUACCACAGUGAUGAGUACAUCAAAUUUCUACGUUCAAUAAGACCAGAUAACAUGUCUGAGUAUAGUAAGCAGAUGCAGAGAUUUAAUGUUGGAGAGGAUUGUCCAGUAUUUGAUGGACUCUUUGAGUUUUGUCAGCUCUCAACUGGUGGUUCAGUUGCUGGGGCUGUGAAGUUAAAUCGACAACAAACUGAUAUGGCUGUUAACUGGGCUGGAGGGUUACAUCAUGCGAAGAAGUCAGAAGCCUCCGGAUUCUGUUACGUUAAUGAUAUUGUACUUGCCAUCCUUGAAUUACUAAAGUAUCAUCAGAGAGUCUUAUAUAUUGACAUUGAUAUCCAUCAUGGUGAUGGUGUUGAAGAAGCUUUUUAUACGACAGAUCGUGUAAUGACGGUAUCAUUCCAUAAAUAUGGGGAAUACUUUCCCGGAACAGGAGACUUAAGGGAUAUUGGUGCAGGAAAAGGCAAAUACUAUGCUGUCAAUUUUCCAAUGAGAGAUGGUAUAGAUGAUGAGUCCUAUGGGCAGAUAUUUAAGCCUAUUAUCUCAAAGGUGAUGGAGAUGUAUCAGCCUAGUGCUGUGGUGCUUCAGUGUGGUGCAGACUCACUCUCUGGUGACAGGCUUGGUUGCUUCAAUCUGACAGUGAAAGGUCAUGCUAAAUGUGUAGAAGUUGUGAAAACUUUUAAUUUACCAUUACUGAUGCUUGGGGGAGGUGGAUACACAAUUCGUAAUGUUGCUCGGUGUUGGACUUACGAGACUGCAGUUGCCCUUGAUUGUGAGAUUCCCAAUGAAUUGCCGUAUAAUGAUUACUUUGAGUAUUUUGGCCCGGACUUCAAACUGCAUAUUAGUCCUUCAAACAUGACAAACCAGAACACUCCAGAAUAUAUGGAAAAGAUAAAACAGCGUUUAUUUGAAAAUUUACGCAUGUUACCUCAUGCACCUGGCGUCCAGAUGCAAGCUAUUCCAGAAGAUGCUGUUCAUGAAGACAGUGGAGAUGAAGAUGGAGAGGAUCCAGACAAGAGAAUUUCUAUUAGAGCAUCAGACAAACGAAUAGCUUGUGAUGAAGAAUUCUCAGAUUCUGAGGAUGAAGGAGAAGGAGGACGUAGAAAUGUGGCUGAUCAUAAGAAAGGAGCAAAGAAAGCUAGAAUUGAAGAAGACAAGAAGGAAACAGAGGACAAAAAAGCAGAUGUUAAGGAAGAAGAUAAAUCUAAGGACAGUAGUGGUGAAAAAACAGAUACCAAAGGAGCCAAAUCAGAACAGCUCAGCAACCCUUGAAUUUGAGUGUGUCACCAAUUUCAGAAACCAUAAAAGAGAAAAUAUUGGGAAGAAAAAUUUUUUCUUUUUGAAGACUUCUGGCUUCAUUUUAUACUACUUUGGCAUGGACUGUAUUUAUUUUCAAAAUGGCUUUUUUUUUGUUUUUGUUUUUCUUGGCAAGUUUUAUUGUGAGUUUUCUAAUUAUGAAGCAAAAUUUCUUUUCUCCACCAUGCUUUAUGUGAUAGUAUUUAAAAUUGAUGUGAGUUAUUAUGUCAAAAACUGAUCUAUUAAAGAAGUAAUUGGCCUUUCUGAGCUGAUUUUUUCCAUCUUUUGUAAUUAUCUUUAUUAAAAAAUUGUACUUGGA
Molecule: messenger RNA, 2063 nt
Organism: Neogale vison (American mink)
Lineage: Eukaryota; Metazoa; Chordata; Mammalia; Carnivora; Mustelidae
Gene: HDAC2
Product: histone deacetylase 2
Exons: 14
Coding region: 254-1720 (488 amino acids)
Molecular function (GO): histone deacetylase activity
Source: RefSeq, a predicted model, not a curated record